Echinostoma caproni is the source of this 1110-nucleotide messenger RNA. NCBI's taxonomy places the organism in Eukaryota, Metazoa, Platyhelminthes, Trematoda, Plagiorchiida, Echinostomatidae. The record is from the annotation of a GenBank genome assembly.
AUGGAUGUACAUCUUCUGGAGGAAGAAAUUCCCGUGGAGUCGGUGCGAUGGUUUUAUGGUCGGGGCAGUGCACACGCGAACACGUGGAAAGCGUUCUGUGGUGCUGAUUCAAUCAAUAUCGAGAACGGAUUCCGAGCUAUGCGACACAAUAGGGACGCUUCUUUCGACGGCAAAGUGGUUGUUCGUGCUGGUCUAUUUGAGGUCGACCUGCAUACUAAUUUGUGUAAUCCAAUAUUUUGGCCCGGAGAGAAACGUUCUCAGCACUCGGGUAAGAGAGAUUGGUGUACAACUCCUAUCCAACGUGGUCUGUGGUUCAACAAGAUCAACUGGGUCCCGCUCGAUUUCACGUUAGCUUCACUCAUUGAACAGGAGCAUGUCAGAAUUAUGAUUCCCAAGUUGCGGGAAUUGCAAAACUCAAAAAAAUCAAAAAGAACCAUACACAAAAUGAACCACGAAGGACACAGCGUCAACUGGACAGCAAACGGCGAAGUCUUCCUGGUAACCAGAUUAGCCCAGCCAUUCGCGCACGUCAAACUGCAAGGAGAUUUAAGCAGUGUCCCAAUCGCGCGCGGAUUCCACCGUAUUGCGAGCCCAACGGAUUGCAAACCACCAGUCACACAAUUGGUCUUUGUCGUCCACGGCAUAGGACAACAGCUGGCCAGUAUACGCCAUGAAUGUUCCAAAUUUCGAAAAACCUGUUUGAAAGUAAUCAAGAAACGCUAUCCUAAACUCAGCAGUGCUGAACAACGAAUCGAGUUUAUCCCGGUGGAUUGGCGUAGCCCGCUGAACUUAAACUGUUCCACUUUGGAAAACAUAACCAUCGGUCAAAUGCGACCGUUGCGUAUGUAUAUUAACAACUGCUUUAUCGAUGUGCUCUACUACACGAGCACAGUGUAUCGAGUGGAGAUCAUGCGAAGUCUCAGCUGGGAACUUACGCGGUUGUUCAAUCUAUUUCUACGGCAUAAUCCGCACUUUCUGCAAAAAGGUGGACAAGUGUCGGUUUUGGCUCAUUCGCUUGGCACGGUUAUCAUGCACGACAUUCUUCGAACAACAGAUACACCAGUUCGAUUAGUUGACCCGGAUUCGCUCAAUGCAAGUAGUGAGGAUUGA